Messenger RNA from Mya arenaria, 814 nucleotides. RefSeq lists its product as uncharacterized. Lineage: Eukaryota; Metazoa; Mollusca; Bivalvia; Myida; Myidae. The transcript has 6 exons. The record is from RefSeq and is a predicted model, not a curated record. The coding region runs from base 89 to 814 and encodes 241 amino acids.
AUCUAUUUAUUUAAAUUACGAACCUUUGUGGAGAUUAUCGAGAAAAAUUGUAAAAGCUUGAAAUAUAUUUCUUGAAUUCAAAAUAACAAUGACCACAGUUUCCGUCGGUCUUGGACUAAUCUACGUCAUAGGCCUCCAAACGGUAUUCAGUGAACUGCUUGACGCCAUAGUUCACAAAGAGCUAACAUGUCAGCCGGGCGGCACUAUGGCUGUAAACGUCAGCUACCUACGAGAUGGCAAGAUGUCCAGUUUUUCAAAGAAGUUCAAUCUGACCUCAGAUGGAUCGGUUGUUGGCGACUGCAACAACGACCUUGUUCAUGUCCUCUUGAAUUCGGACGAUGGGAAACUGAAGUUUGAUCUGCAAUUCGAAAACGAAAACACCACUAAGGGCAAACGCAUCUUGAUUCUUCACGAUGUUAUCAUGUACAGUGUUCAUAAUAGCACUCACUUCGAGCGAGCUGAUGUACAAAAGCGGAACGAGGCAAGCGAGGAUCUGGUGUUCAAAGCGGCCGUAAACGCGUCCCGAUGUGACCGGAAAGAGAAGAUUGUUUACCGCUCCACGCAUGCGCAAGCCUCAAUGGUGUUUACCCAGGUCCGACUUACACCUCUGAGUUCACUGGAAGACUUCCCACUGGACGAUGAGGCCGAUCUAUGUCCGCAUGAUUUGACGCCGGGCCCAAAACAGAACCCACACGGGCAUAUUUUGGUCCCCGUUCUACUAGGAAUUUCUCUUACGCUCGUAGUGGUGUUGCUAGCGACUGGAUACUUUGUUCACAAGAGGAUCGAGGGGAUGGGAUAUAUCAACAUGCCAUGA